AGUCACACCCUAGACUCAUUCACUCUCACUUGUCACCCAACCUCUCCAUGUCGGGUUCUCCGCGGCUUGUCGACUCUUUUACGGCUCCAAAGGAAAUUCUGCAGGAGUUCGCAGAUCUUGCGGAGGAGGAGAAUGUCGACCCUUUCGCGGAAACGGCUUCCAAGCGUCAAAUUGCUGCCCGUCAGUCUGACUACCACAACCGACGCUUCGACCGUGUCGGUGUUGCGAGCGGCGACGCGUUCGCUGAGGAUGGGGAGCAGACUGAGGGGGGCUACAAGGACGCUAUGCGACUCUCUCGGCUAGAGCAGGAAGAGUUGCGUGUGAAGAGGGCUAUCCAGGACAAGGAGCGGCAAGAGAGAGAGGAGGGCAAGCUGAAAAUGGACCUUGACAAGACGCCGCCUGCCUCGGAGCUCGACGAUGUUGCCAUGGAGCUUGCUGCUGCCAAGGAGCUUGCGACGGCCCAGCUGGAGUCGGGCAAACGCAAGCGGAGAUGGGACGCAGGACCUGCCGACGAAAACACCAACCCGGCCAAUACUGGUGAAUGGUCGAAUGAGUCCAUCGAAGAGUCUGCUCCCAAGAAGCGUCGCUCGCGAUGGGAUGAUACUGCCGGCCAAACUGCUACUGGAGAAACAUCGAAACGUUCUCGAUGGGACCAAACGCCCAUGGCAGCAAGCGGCGGUGUUGAGACACCCAUGGUUCCCAUCAUUAUGAAUGCGCCCGGAAUCAUGCAGGACGACAAACACAACCGAUACAUGACGGACGAAGAGCUCGAUUCGUUACUUCCCGCCACGGGAUAUCUGCUCGUCACCCCUCCCGCAGGCUACGCGCCCACCAUCGCACCCCGUCGCCUGAUGGCUACUCCAAUCGGCGACCAGUCUGGAUUCCACAUGCAGGAAGGCUCUGAUGCUGCCGCGGCUGCGGCUGCAGCGGGUUUAGCUCCUGAGCUCCCAACGGAAAUUCCCGGCGUGGGAAAUCUCGCGUUCUUCAAAGCCGAGGACGCUCAAUACUUUGCCAAAAUUCUAAAGGAAGAGGACGAGACCGAGCUUUCUGUUGAGGAGAUGAAGGAGCGUAAGAUCAUGCGCUUGCUUCUCAAAAUCAAGAACGGAACGCCUCCCGUCCGAAAGACAGCGCUGCGACAAAUCACCGACAAGGCUCGGGAGUUCGGUGCUGGCCCCCUCUUCGACAAGAUUCUCCCGCUCCUCAUGGAACGCACGCUGGAAGAUCAGGAACGACACUUGCUUGUCAAAGUCAUCGACCGGGUGCUUUACAAACUAGAUGACCUGGUCCGACCCUAUGUCCACAAGAUUCUCGUCGUCAUUGAGCCGCUGUUGAUCGACGAGGACUACUAUGCUCGUGUUGAAGGGCGCGAAAUCAUCUCCAAUCUGUCCAAAGCCGCUGGUCUGGCGCAUAUGAUUUCGACCAUGCGUCCGGACAUUGACCAUGCCGACGAGUACGUGCGAAACACUACUGCGCGAGCCUUCUCGGUCGUGGCCUCUGCUCUGGGUAUCCCGCAGCUGUUGCCUUUCCUCAAGGCUGUCUGUGGCUCCAAAAAGUCGUGGCAAGCUCGGCACACCGGUAUCCGUAUCGUGCAGCAGAUUGCCAUCAUGAUGGGAUGUGCUGUGCUGCCGCAUUUGCGCAAUCUUGUCGACUGUAUCGCCAGGGGCCUGUCUGACGAACAGCAGAAGGUCCGGACGAUGACAGCUCUGGGCCUGGCUGCGUUGGCAGAGGCUGCUGCACCUUAUGGCAUUGAAUCGUUUGACAACGUUCUCAAGCCGUUGUGGACGGGCAUUCGUCUGCACCGAGGCAAAGGUCUCGCUGCCUUCCUCAAGGCCAUCGGAUAUAUCAUCCCGUUGAUGGACCCCGAGUACGCAUCGUACUACACGAAGGAAGUCACCAUCAUCCUCAUUCGCGAGUUCCAGACGUCAGACGAAGAGAUGAAGAAGAUCGUGCUCAAAGUAGUUCAGCAGUGCGCUGCGACCGAGGGUGUCACACCAUCAUACAUCAAACACGACAUUCUCCCCGACUUUUUCCGCUCGUUCUGGGUCCGUCGGAUGGCGCUGGAUCGCAGAAACUAUCGCCAAGUUGUCGAGACCACCGUCGAGCUCGCCGAGAAAGCCGGCGUCGCCGAAAUCGUCGGCCGGAUCGUCAAUGAGCUUAAGGACGAAGCUGAGCCCUACCGAAAGAUGGUGAUGGAGACAAUCACCAAAGUGGUCGAGAAGCUGGGGGCGUCGGACAUUGACGAGCGACUGGAGGUCCGGCUCAUCGAUGGGAUCAUCUACUCGUUCCAGGAGCAGACCACUGAAGACCAAGUCAUGCUGGAUGGGUUCGGGACAGUCGUCAACGCCCUGGGCAUCCGUGUUAAGCCGUAUCUGACCCAGAUCGUGUCCACCAUCCUUUGGCGACUCAACAACAAGAGCGCCAAGGUCCGACAACAAGCUGCCGAUCUGACGACGCGUCUCGCCAUCGUCAUCAAACAGUGCGGCGAGGAUCAGUUACUGAGCAAACUCGGUCUCGUGCUCUUCGAACAACUUGGAGAGGAAUACCCCGACACGCUCGGCAGCAUCAUCGCAGCCGAAGGCGCCAUCGCGAAUGUUGUUGGUAUGACUCAAAUGAACCCGCCUGUGAAGGAUCUAUUGCCUCGAAUGACCCCUAUCUUGCGUAAUCGACACGAAAAAGUGCAAGAGGCCUCUAUCAAUCUGAUUGGUCGUAUCGCUGAUCGCGGUGCUGAAUUCGUUCCUGCUCGAGAAUGGAUGCGGAUCUGCUUUGAGCUGCUCGACCUGUUGAAAGCCCAUAAGAAGGGUAUCCGGCGAGCUGCAGUCAACUCCUUUGGGUACAUCGCGAAGAGUUUGGGUCCUCAGGACGUCCUCUCCGUGUUGCUGACCAAUCUGCGUGUCCAAGAACGUCAGAGUCGGGUCUGCAGUACCGUAGCCAUCGCUAUCGUUGCCGAAACAUGUGGUCCUUUCACGUGCAUUCCCGCCAUCCUGAAUGAAUACCGGACCGCAGAGCUGAAUGUCCGGACCGGCUGUUUGAAAGCGCUGUCUUUCGUGUUUGAGUAUGUGGGCCCGCAGUCAGCCUACUACUGUGACUCUGUCGUGACGAUGCUCGAGGACGCUUUAACCGACCGUGACUUGGUCCAUCGACAGACCGCCAGCACGAUCGUCAAGCAUCUCGCUCUCGGUGUCGCCGGCCUAGGCUGCGAAGAUUCCAUGCUGCAUCUGAUGAACCUCGUCUGGCCCAACUGCUUUGAGACCUCGCCCCACGUCAUUGGCGCUGUCAUGGAUGCCAUCGAGGCUAUGCGAGUCACGCUGGGCCCCGGGAUCCUACUCAGCUAUGUUCUGCAGGGUCUUUUCCAUCCCGCUCGCAAGGUCAGGGAGGUGUACUGGAGGAUUUACAACGCCUUGUACCUCGGCGCGGCCGAUGUCAUGGUCCCCUUUUUCCCCGAUCUCAGCGAGUUGAGCGAGGGAACUAACAGCUACGAUAAACACGCCUUACAAAUGUUCAUUUAAUCUGUAUAUGUAUCUUGUGCGGCUCCUUCAUUGUACAUACAAUGGUAUACAUGGUGCUUCUGAAUAU
Molecule: messenger RNA, 3573 nt
Organism: Mycena citricolor
Lineage: Eukaryota; Fungi; Basidiomycota; Agaricomycetes; Agaricales; Mycenaceae
Source: the annotation of a GenBank genome assembly